Molecule: messenger RNA, 1298 nt
Organism: Salvelinus sp. IW2-2015
Lineage: Eukaryota; Metazoa; Chordata; Actinopteri; Salmoniformes; Salmonidae
Product: gastrula zinc finger protein XlCGF42.1-like
Source: RefSeq, a predicted model, not a curated record
GAACCAGCUGAGCAGCACAGGAACACACACAGUCUCACUGAGUCAGUAGACAUGGAGGAUGGGAAGCCUGAUUUGUUGAUCAAACAGGAGACAAUAGAGGACGGACCAGAGAGCAUUGACCUGCUGAGUGGACUAAAGAUGGGGGAGCAAGGUAAUUGACUCCGACUCCAUUGGGCCCAUGGUGACGACAUCACUGAGCAAGCCAGGACCAGAGACGACAUAGUGGAGGUCAGUGGAUGGGACAGCGUCCUCAACUCUGGGCUGGGGAACAACACUGUAAACCACAACCAGAAACAGACAGUCGAACGCAAAACAACAACCGAACUUAAUCUCCAUGACAACAGACUGGCUGAGACCAGGGCGAGGCGUAGAUUUGGUCUGCGGGGACAGGGAGGUGUCCGUAUGCGGCAGGAGAGAACAGUCACAGACUCGGCUAGCGAUGCUCCAUCCUGCUCCUAUAGUUGUGAUUCAGAGAGACUGAUGGCACCUCAGUUUAACCCCCCAACAGAUGCUGCCUUCAGCCUGCCUUCUAUAGGAUCUAUCAACUGGAACAUGGACCCUGCGARAACACAGACACUUCCUGGCCUUCAUCCUCCUCACACUCUCCUAAUGUUAAACCAGACCUCAGACAAUGCCAGUGCCUCAACACUAAAUGGCUACACAAGCCCAUUGACAAAUGACAGUAGUAGUAGUAAUGCUGUAAGCAGAUCCGGUGACAAAGAGAAGCGCUUCCCAUGUUCGUUCUGUGGGAAAGCCUUCAGUUUCCCUAAACAGGUGGAGAUCCACCAGAGGAUGCACACGGGGGAGAAACCAUUCAGCUGCCACCUUUGCCAGGCUAGUUUCUCCCACUCCUCCAACCUGAAUAGGCACCAGAGGGUCCACACAGGGGUGAAACCCUUCAGCUGUACCCAGUGUCACAUGUGCUUCACCCAGGCUGGUCACAUGAAGAGGCACCAGAGGGUCCACACAGGGGAGAAACCCUUCAGCUGCKRCCAGUGUGAAAAMAAGUUCUCCCGCCAGAACCAGCUGAAGAUGCACUUGAAGGUCCACACGGGAUAGAGGCCUCCUACGCACUGCAGGAAGAGGUUCUCAGAGAGGAGCUACCUUAGGAUACACCAGCUGAAAAACCAUUCCACUCUUUAACAUAAAAGUAAUCAUUCCACUCCAUAGCUUCUGACUUUUAGAUCAAAUCCUACAUUAAAGACAGCAAUUCAUUUUAAUUGUAGUCAGCAGAAAAGAUCCACAGUUGCAUUUGGAAUAACGAGAGUAACAGAUUUCAGUGUUGAAUUUUUCUGGGU